CGUUGCUGCAGUACACCCAGAUGGCAACCAGGAGGCAUACGAGUUCAUGCUCACUCACCUGAAAGACUUGACCAGAUCUGCAAAGGAAAAAUACAACCAAUGGAAACGGUGGAUCCCAUCACACAGUCAAGAGGAGUUUCAAAAGAGUCUCAGGGCACUUGAAAUGAUGGUUCCAAAAUUAGUCUCCAGAAAAGUUGAGUUCAUCAAAAUAAAAACGAGGGAUUCAGAAGGGCAAGGAAUUGUCCUUCCCAUGAGCAUUCCAACACCUGUUGUUAAAUUAAAGCCGAUGACUCUUCCCAGGUUUGGAGGAAAUCAACGACAUUUUUACAGAUGGAGAAAAGAAUGGGAAGCUCUUCAAAAGCAAGGUGAGCCGACUGGUUCAAGAGAGGUGAAGAAGUUUCAGCUGUUGGACAGCAUUGAUGAAAGAAUCGCAAGAAACCUCCGUCUGAGCACUUACAACACUGCAGAAGAAAUUCUUCGAGUCUUAGAGAACCGCUUUGGCAACCAAACUGCUAUUGCUAUUGAGAUAGUGGAGGAACUUCAGAGAAUGCCACCCGUUAAAAAUCAUCAACCCAAGAAAAUCGUCGAAUUAAUUCAAGUUGUAGAAAAAGCACUCCUCGACCUAAGUGAUCUCGGAGAUACAGGUGCAAUUAAAAUCCACUUGUCACAAAAUCAAUAGAAAGCAAACUUCCCAUGGCUCUCAAAAAGGAGUGGUUGAUGUAUGUAGCUGACAAGAGGAAUGCAGUAACACCUGACGACCGUUUUGAUAAUCUUCUGAGCUUCCUCAAAGGUCAAGAACAAAUAUAUGAACAACUAAACCAACUUUGGGAUGAUGAACCAGCUGGAAGAGAAGCAAAAGCUGAAAUCAAACAUACCAGAACAAGGUCCACUAAGCAAGAUCAAAUGGGGUGUGUGGUCUGCGGUGACGUGAAACACAAGAGAAAACUCUAUUUCUGCAAGCAGUUCAGGGAACUGAAGACAAAUGAAAAAAACAUUGCUGUAAAAAAGUUGGGAGCAUGUAAAAAGUGUCUUGAAGUUCAUGACGACAGCUCUUUCUGUAACCCUGCUUAUCUGUGUAAAAAUCAAGAGUGCAAAUCUGAUGACUUACCUGCACAUAAUUUUUGUCUUUGCCCAAAUGCUCAGUUCAAAAGAGGUGAGCAGAGUCAGAAGAGAAGCAAAGAAGAUGCAGCAAAGAGUCAAAGUCAAAGAAAAUAUACACAAGAGCAAGAGGAGUUUUUC
This is a messenger RNA of Oryzias melastigma (Indian medaka), 1239 nucleotides long. RefSeq lists its product as uncharacterized. The record is from RefSeq and is a predicted model, not a curated record. Lineage: Eukaryota; Metazoa; Chordata; Actinopteri; Beloniformes; Adrianichthyidae.